Molecule: messenger RNA, 1556 nt
Organism: Lactuca sativa (garden lettuce)
Lineage: Eukaryota; Viridiplantae; Streptophyta; Magnoliopsida; Asterales; Asteraceae
Product: protochlorophyllide oxidoreductase C
Molecular function (GO): protochlorophyllide reductase activity
Source: RefSeq, a predicted model, not a curated record
CAACGAAGACAUUACUUGUUGUAUCUACUAUCCAGUAUCUACUACAACUAUCCAGUUGUACAUUGUGGUUAAAUAUCAGUACGUUUUAGUAACAAGAAGAAAGAUCUAUUUGGCUUAUCCGCUUAUUCUCCAUGGCUCUUCGAGCAGCUUCUCUUCUUCCAUCUGCAAUUUCUGUUCACAAGGAGGGGAAGUUGAAUUCUUCUCUUAAGGAGAGUUCAUUCAAUGGAGCUUUCGUCUCAAAGAAUGUCAAAUCUGAUUUCAAUUCUCUUGUAAUCGGAACAAAGGAGCUUAGAAGGAAAUCAUCAUUUGGACCAAUUCGAGCUCAAACGGCGACAGUAGCUCCGUCGGUAAACGACGCCGUAGCAGACGGCAAGAAAACACUCAGGAAAGGCAACGUAAUUAUUACCGGAGCUUCAUCUGGUUUAGGUCUAGCCACCGCAAAAGCUUUAGCCGAUACUGAAAAAUGGCACAUAAUCAUGGCUUGCCGGAACUUUUUGAAAGCCGAGAGGGCCGCUAAAUCGGUCGGAAUUACUAAAGAAAACUACACCGUUAUGCACCUCGACCUUUCUUCCCUCGAAAGCGUUCGCCAAUUUGUUGACACAUUCAGGCGCUCCGGUCGACCCCUUGAUGCACUUGUCUGCAACGCCGCCGUGUAUUUGCCCACCGCUAAAGAACCCACUUACACCGCCGACGGAUUUGAACUUAGCGUCGGUACUAACCAUCUUGGCCAUUUUCUCCUCGCACGAUUGUUGCUUGAUGACCUCAAGAAAUCCGAUUCCCCCCAAAAGCGUCUCAUCAUCGUUGGCUCUAUUACAGGAAACACGAACACUUUGGCCGGAAACGUGCCACCGAAGGCUAACCUAGGGGACCUGAGAGGGUUAGCCGGCGGGUUGAACGGGCUGAACAGUUCCGCCAUGAUCGACGGUGGAGAGUUCGAUGGUGCUAAAGCUUACAAAGAUAGCAAAGUCUGCAACAUGCUGACGAUGCAAGAGUUUCACAGACGAUACCAUGAAGAGGCCGGAGUUACUUUUUCAUCCCUGUACCCUGGUUGUAUAGCUACCACCGGUUUAUUCAGGGAACACAUCCCCUUGUUUCGACUUUUAUUCCCGCCUUUUCAGAAGUAUAUCACUAAAGGAUAUGUGUCUGAAGAAGAAGCAGGAAAACGGCUAGCCCAGGUGGUAAGUGAUUCGAGCUUAACGAAAUCGGGUGUGUAUUGGAGCUGGAAUAAGAACUCUGCUUCAUUUGAAAACCAGCUCUCGCAAGAAGCCAGUGAUGCUGAGAAAGCUAGGAAGCUGUGGGAGGUUAGUGAAAAGCUAGUUGGUUUGGCUUAGAUUCAAACGACAACAAGAAAGUCAUAGUCAAAGUCAAACUCACGAAAGUCAAAUUCUAUGGAAUUUUGAUGAGUUUAUACUUUAAUGUGUGAAACUUAAAUAUGACAAUUUAUUUGUAUUCGCCUAUUCGGCACACAUAGUUUUGUGGGGAGUAUAAUGGUGUAUUGGUGUAACCUUGAUAUGGUGCAAGCCGAAUUAUAAUUCGAACUAGUCAAAUUGAUGCAA